AUGAAUGAAUGUGGUGAAGCUUGCAAUAAAACGUACUAUGGCGAUGUGGGGAAGACAUAUGAUCUGGAAUUGCAUCGUCCGAAGGAAGAUAAGGUGCCUUACAUUUGCAAGCUCACCUUUAACGCGCCAGGUGACGAUUUCGGUGAUAUCGUGCAGCUGACCUUCGACAGCUUUACUCUAGGCAAAUUCGUAUCGUUCACCGCGGAGGGAUGUCCCGACGGGUCCCUGCAAAUCUCGGAGGCGCAGCGUCCCGACGUCGGCGGUCUCUGGUGCGGCACGUCCUGGGGACCCGCGAUCUACUACAGCGAAACACCCAGCGUCUCGAUCCUCCUUAAACUGCUCAGGCUCAGCAAAGAUCAGACGGGAUUCAACUUCGACUUUAGAAUGGCAUACAAGAUGAUUAGGAAGUCCGACGCGGUUGUGCGCUACGGAAAUCCCUUCGUCGGAAUAACGCAGGUCGUCGGGACGCCGGCGUCGACCGAGCGCACGUCCGCCGAAUACGCGAACACGUCGAUGGCGAUGCCGGUGCAAAUGGUCGAGCAACACGUGCCACCACCCACGAAACCGAGUUCCGAGCAGUUCUUAGGGGACCUAAUAUCUGGGACUUAUUGCUCCCGCAUAUUCACCGACUGUGACCGGAAGAAGUGCAGAUUGCAGUCGCCUAACUUCCCCGGUCUCUAUCCCCGCAAUCUCACCUGCUAUUAUGCGGUGAGACAGCACGAGGUGCCGGCGGGCAAGCAUGCUUUAAUACACGUAAAACAGCCGCGGGGCCAAUUGGUAGCUGUAAGAGCACGGCCAGCAACUCAGGCCGAGGCACCACCCCGGGAACUGCGUCUCUGGCAAGAUUGCGACGUCGUUCAGGACUACGUAACAGUGUAUGACGGAUACACCACCAGGGAGCCCGUGAUCCUAAAAUUUUGCGGCGGCGGGGAGCCGGUGCCGGAGGCCAUCAGCAGCGGGCCGGAAAUCCUCGUGGAGUUUACUACCUCUCCUUAUGGCACCUUCUUACAUCCGACGCCGCCCCAUUCCCUACAUGGGUUUCAAUUAGAAGUGCAAGUCACGUUCGUGGACGCCGAAUCACCGACCUACGCCAAGAAUAAGCGUUGCGAGUUCUGGCUGAGGGGCACCGGCGGCGGCAUCCUGGCGUCGCCACGUCACUCACUGCCGAGGAACAGCACCUGCCUGUACCAUCUUCGCGGCGCCGGUCCCACCUUGCCGAGCCCGACGCCGCCGCGGCCGUUACCCAAGUUCCCGGAGCAGAGACCCGGCACCGUGUGGAGGAGACCGGCCCCGAGACCGCCGCAGCCGCAAUUCCGCGUCUGGCUGUCUAUCCUCAAAUUCCACGUGGGCACCAGUCUGUCUACCACCGACGAGGAUUGCUCGACGACCCUGAUGGUCUGGGACGGCGAGAUGAUGCCGUUGUCGGAAUGCAACGACGUUGCCUGUGAAAAAGAGCGUCAGCGUUACGCUGAAAGAAUGGGCGAUCCGAUUCAACCCGUUCUUGCGCGUCCCUCGAGUAAUACUACACUGCUGGCGAGAUACUGCAAGGACAAAGUGCCGAAGACUUGCGAUCAUGCUAUCCUGCAAAAUACCAGUCGUCCGUGCUCUUUGGUGGAAAGUUUCGUCUCCUCUGGCAGCAGUCUAACUAUAGAAAUGCGCUUGGUCGAGUCGACGGCGCUCAGACCCGUGAACUUUCGUGCUCUGUACGAAUUCGUCGAUCUUCACCAGGAUGGCGAUCCUUACGGCAGCGGACCGUGUUCCCGCAUUUUCUACAGUCGGAAUCGAGACCAUUAUCCAGAUCGUAAAUUCCAAGGACCGCGCGACAUAUUUCUGUACGGCCGUGGAGGGUCGAAGAACAUAAGCUGCGUGUACCGCUUCGAGGGAGAACACGACGAGGUGGUGAAGUUGAGGUUCAACAAGCUCCUCAAUGGGAAUCGCACCUGCCGCAGCGUUGACAACUCCGAUUUCAAUAGGCUGCUCUGCGUCGACUCCGAGAACUUCUCGGUUAAGGUGCUCGAUUUACCCUGGCCAAACGCGCCGCCCAUCCAGCGAGAUUGUCUCUGCUCGAAUCGAUCGUUACCCAUCAAUAUCAAAUCUACCUCUAAUAUCGCCGAGGUACAUUUCACCGUUCUAUCUAUGGACGCCUUGGAUGAUUACAACAAUCUCUUCUUCGAGGGCACCUGGGACUUCGUCAAGACGAUGCCUUGCAUGCAGAAACGUAGAGUCAGGGGACCAUCCGGUGAAAUUAAAUACACGCCACCGGUCGACGAUGAUGAGAAAAAUUGCGAGAACCAGCCGUGGCUGAUCGAUCCUGGGCCGGGACAGUAUUUAUACGUGAAAAUGAACGGAAUAAUCGUGUCGAAUAGCACGGAGUGCGCGACCAAGAAUCGCAUCAUCGUGCACACGGGCGGCGCGAUUCACGUGUCGGUGUGCCCGAAACCACCUGCCGGCUUGAGUCACCAUGUGGUGGAGGUGUUCAGCAACGGUUGGGCCGUCAGCAGCAACGCCAUGAUCCUCGCGCCGGGACAGGAACCGAUCAGGACUAUCGCCGUGGAAUUCAUCGUGAAAGAACCAGCUUCCUACACGGUCACAUGGCUCGAGCUCACCAGAAGACCGUCGGUGACGUCAACGGCGGGCCUGCAAGUGUCGCGGGACUGCGAGCAACGGUGCCCGGAGCUGGACGCCUGCAUAAACGCCUCGCUGUGGUGCGACGGGGUGUCCCAUUGUCCGUCCGGCUACGACGAGGCCCUGACGCACUGCUCCGUGCUGCUGCAGCUGCCGCCGUUGCAACUGGCUCUCGGCGCGCUCGUCAUACUCACCGUCCUCGGCGUCGUUAUCUUCAUCCUCGUGCGGGCCUGCCGGCGGCGCGGCCGCCGCUCGAUAUCCCAGCACCGUCUGAAGAGCAUCUCCUCCGAGACGGCGAUAAUCGACGGCAAGGAAGUGAUAUGCUGACACAGCGACAGUUCUGUGCGUUACGUCGAGGUCGACCGGGUCACCACCGUGUGACGAUCGCCGUCGUCCACGCUGUCGUCGGCACGGUUUCCGGCGGUCCUCUACAGAUCAGCGGUCAGACUCUGCUCGGCCAUGCU
Molecule: messenger RNA, 3089 nt
Organism: Wasmannia auropunctata (little fire ant)
Lineage: Eukaryota; Metazoa; Arthropoda; Insecta; Hymenoptera; Formicidae
Exons: 13
Coding region: 1-2952 (983 amino acids)
Cellular component (GO): plasma membrane
Source: RefSeq, a predicted model, not a curated record